Penicillium longicatenatum is the source of this 1608-nucleotide messenger RNA. RefSeq lists its product as uncharacterized. Gene Ontology annotation, biological process: transmembrane transport; carbohydrate transport. Bases 1 to 1608 code for a protein of 535 amino acids. The transcript is spliced from 2 exons. Gene Ontology annotation, molecular function: carbohydrate:proton symporter activity. Gene Ontology annotation, cellular component: membrane. Lineage: Eukaryota; Fungi; Ascomycota; Eurotiomycetes; Eurotiales; Aspergillaceae. The record is from RefSeq and is a predicted model, not a curated record.
AUGAAGGACCAAGAUAUUGUCGGUGAGGCGCUGGCCUCUGUUCUGCCCCAACAUGAUCGUCCUUGGUUUCGUAUACCAAGCCUGUUGAAGCUCAAUCUCAUUCUCCUCGUUCCUCUACUGCCAUCGGCUGUGGCUGGAUAUGAUGGAUCCCUAAUGAAUGGCCUUCAGUCCAUCACAGAGUGGAAAGUGUAUUUUGGAAGCCCAGCUGGUGCGGCUCUCGGCGUUGUCAAUGCCGCUCAGUCUAUCGGAAGUGUCAUCUCGCUUCCUUUUGUUGGCAUGCUGUCUGACAGAAUUGGCAGACGUCUGACUCUUCUGUCUGGUACGAUCGUAAUCAUCAUCGCGUCGAUCAUCCAGGCUGCAUCCGUUAAUUAUGGCAUGUUCGUCUUUGCUCGUGUACUCGUCGGGAUUGGCUCGAUGCUUGUUGUGCAGCCAUCACCUAUGCUGAUUACUGAGCUGGCGUACCCAACGCAUCGUGGGAAAUAUACUAGCGCUUUCUGGACUAUGUACUACCUUGGCGCCAUUCUUGCUUCUUGGACUUCAUAUGGAACACAAAAGCAUUUGAGCACCUCAAUUUGGAGCUGGAGAGUUCCAUCCAUUGUCCAAGCGGGAUUUCCUAUUAUCCAGAUCAUAUUCUGGUGCUUUGUCCCAGAAUCGCCACGGUUAGUUUGGGUCUCAUUCUCGGUAACCCUCUCGUAUACUGACGCCAAAUUCCACAGAUGGCUAAUUGCCAAUGGCAAAAGAGAGGACGCUAGAGAACUACUCGCUCGAUUUCAUACUGCCGGCGACACCUCACACCCAUUAAUUCAAUUCGAGAUGGCGGAGAUAGUGCGCACCAUUGAAAUGGAAAGUCUAGCAGCAGAAACAAAAUGGUCGACUCUUAUCAAGGGCCCUGGCAAUCGCAAGCGCACUUUCAUCGCCGUUUCUAUCGGGGCUUUCGCCCAAUGGAACGGUGUCGCUGUCGUAUCCUACUAUUUGACUCUCGUCCUGGAUACGGUCGGUAUUAAAGACUCGGACACACAAACCCUCAUCAAUGGUCUACUUCAGAUAUUCAACUUCGUCGUGGCUGGAAGUGCAGCGCUACUAGUGGAUCGACUCGGCCGUCGAACCUUGUUCCUCUGGUCAGCAGUCGGAAUGCUCCUUUCAUUCGUUGUCUGGACUGCCUGCUCGGCGGUGUUUGACAGCACAGGAUCGAAUUCUCUCGGCCACACGGUCAUUGCCUUUGUCUUCAUUUUCUACUUUCACUACGACAUCGCGUACACUCCAUUGUUGCUGGGAUACGUUACCGAGAUCUUCCCCUAUUCCACUCGCAGUAAAGGAUUGACUGCUGAGCUUUUGAGUGUAUAUGGCUCGCUCAUCAUAUUGUCGUUUGUGACAUCUAUUGCACUAGACAAUAUUGGUUGGCACUACUACAUCUUCUUCUGUUGCUUCGAUGUUCUGGUUUUGGUGACCACCUGGUUUUUCUUCCCAGAAACGAAGGGAUAUUCCUUGGAAGAGAUUGCCAAUGUUUUUGAUGGGCCAUCUGCUACCGUUAUGGGUUUUGACAAAGGGGAGGACGUGGUCGGCAAGGGAGAGCAGGUUGAACAUGCUACAACUGCGCAUAUCGCAUAA